AUAGACUUUUCUCUCAUUCUCCUACUUACACCCAACUCAUAAAUACUACUCUUAUAUAUACAAUCUUAGCUUAAUUUCUCAUCCUAUUAAGCCAACCAAAGCCCAUCCCAACAUUUUUUUUCUCUCUCUCCCAAAUACCAACUUCAAAUCUUGUUUUUUUUUUCUCCCUCAAACAAUUAGCCAAUAUUUAGUGUUUUGAUAUUAGAGGUUAGAACCCACAUAAACUCAAAGUCUUUCUUAAAAUCUUUUUUGUCCUCCUUUUCAUAUUGGUUAGUAAAAAAACUCACCUUUCCUACAAUUUUGUUCUUGGUUUAGAUUCUUUGAAUUUCCCAACCAUUUUGUUAUUUUGUAAGUAUCCAAAAGUGAAAAAAUCAACUUUGUGUUCUUGAAAAUGGAAGAUGUUUCAAGCAAUACUAGUGUUAAAUUAGAUGAGUCUGAUUUAUUAGCUCUUCUAGGAAAGAUUAUGGUGGGGUUAAUCUUCUUAGUAGCGGUUUUCAUAUUGUUUUUCCACAUUUACACUAAAUGGUUCUUGAAUCGCCAGCAACAGCAAGAUACAGGCGAUGACUCUAACGGCGACACUUGGCGAAAAGUGAAUGGUCAGGGACUGGACCCCACCGUUCUCGAAACAAUUCCUGUCGUUGGAUUUGAUUCUAAAGAGUUUAAAGAUGGAGCAAUAUUGGAAUGUACUAUUUGUCUGUGUGAGUUUACUGAUGGUGAUAAGAUGAGAUGUUUACCAAAAUGUAAUCAUGGGUUUCAUGUUGAAUGUAUUGACACGUGGCUUCAGUGUCAUUCCACGUGUCCUCUUUGUCGUAACCCCAUUUUGACAACUGGCGAAUUGCCAUUGGAGACAGUGGAAUCAGAGGUUUCGGGUUGGGGUACCGCAGAGUUGCCUAAUUUCCCAACCAAUGUGUUAUUUUGGGGAAAUGAGACUCAAGUUAGUACCUUGUGUAAUCCUUGUUUGGACUCGACAGUAGCUUCGACGAGUAAUAAUGGAUCACAUGGAAUGUUGGUAGUCGAUAUUCCAGGGCGGGUUAGUGAAGAGGAAGAAUCGAGAUAUGUAAUGCCUGAAAGACUGAGGCGUUUGGUGAGGCUUUUGAGCGGGAAUAGGAGGGUAAUUAACCCUUCUAGUUCGCGAAAUGUAGAUAUAGAACAAGGGAGUAGAAGCCCGAGUUAGCAUAGACUCAGAGGCUGAUUCAGGAUUUAAAAUUUUAAUAGGUAUAAAAGAACAAAAUGUCAUUACACCUAUUUCUUUUUUUGAAGAAGUGAGCUUGGUUCAAUUUAUAUAUGUCUAUAAAAUGUAGUACAUGAUGUAAUGUAAAUGGUAUACUAUUUCUACAUUCUUUAGGUGUCUGUAGGCAAUGAAUUAUUGUACAUGUAUAAACAUAUUGUAGACGGCUUCUCUGUUUGAGAAUAGAGGCAAUCUAUUUUCUCUUACAGAAGAGUGUUAGAAGUAUUCUUUUUGUUAAUGCGAGCAGUGACAUUUCUUGUAUUUUCUGGAUGGUACAUUUAGAUGAAUUUACACUUCACUUGAA
This is a messenger RNA of Lycium barbarum (goji berry), 1532 nucleotides long. Its product is annotated as RING-H2 finger protein ATL3-like. The coding region runs from base 392 to 1174 and encodes 260 amino acids. Lineage: Eukaryota; Viridiplantae; Streptophyta; Magnoliopsida; Solanales; Solanaceae. The record is from RefSeq and is a predicted model, not a curated record. The transcript has a single exon.